AUGGCAGACCCUUUCAUUCUGUCCUUCCAAAUGGUGUUCUGCCUCAAAUCUGAGGUGUCGAUCGGAGAUCCUCCGGCGAUUCCUAGCAAUAUGAGUGUCACUCCACAACCCCCACCGACCGUGAAAUGGGAUAUGAGAGGGAAUGUAGAGGCAAAGGACACAGUCAUGUCUUCACCAGAACCACCCAGUAUCACUCGACAGAGUGGCUUAUAUGAGACCGAACACCGCACAAUCCCGGAGUUGUCUUGCAAAGAGUGUCGUCGCAGGAAAUCAAAGUGUGACCGUCAAACUCCAAAGUGCACAUUGUGCGUGAGAAAGAAUCGUACUUGUGAAUACGGAGCUAAGAGUCGGCCUCUGACCCGUCGCUAUGUGACAGAGUUGGAGAGUGCACUCCUCAGCCUUCAGCAAAGUUUGCCAACACAAGGUGAUUCCAACAUUUAUUUAGACCUCAACAACUCUAAUUUGGGCGAGGCGACCGGCCAGCGCAAUCGCUCUGUCGAUAUUUCCCACUCCCCUCUUCACUCAGGGGCGACAACCGACCAACAACCCCAUUCUCGCUGUCAGAUUGCUGGCCCUGUUGGCAUGACACAAACUCCACGGGCGUCCGAAAUUAGAGGAAGGGUUAGAAAGAGAUCGAUCAGUCAAGUCAACAUGCCUCUUGAAUCCUCCCCUCUGUCCGGCAACUGGGAAUGGGAUGAACGAGCUGGCCGGGCGAAUGGAAACGAAUUUGUUGAUGGCAUGGCCAGUUUGACAAGCGAUCCAAAUGGAGGUGGUUAUCUUGGGGUUGCGUCUGGCGCUGCAUUGCUGCGAGUCACUGACCCGAAUCCAAACGGACCGAAAGAUCAAAUUGUAUCAGCCCAGAAUAUCGAGCCGUCAAAUAUCCCAGCCUCGAGCAUUCCAUAUUCAUCGGAAUCUCUUGGUGAGCUGGAACCUUUCGUCAAAAAAUACUUCGACGUAUUUCACAAAUCCUACCCUAUCGUCCACGAGGCCACUUUUCGAGCGCAGUUCAUGCAUGUACUUCCGCGACCAAAAACAAAGGCCUGGGAAGUACUCUUGUUUGUAGUAGCUGCCGUGGGUGCUUUCACUGCGUCAACACAACCUUCGCAGGAAGACGUGGGUCUCUUUGAAGCCGCGAAGGCACGCAUGUCAUUCGACAUGCUAGAGACUGGCAACAUUCAUCUCGUGCAAGCGUUGACUCUCAUCUCGAACUACAUGCAAAAACGGAAUAAGCCAAAUUCGGGCUACCAUUACAUGGGUCUAGCUCGGCGUACUGCGAUGGCUAUCGGUCUGCACAAGGAAAUACAAUCACCGGUAAUGAAUCUUUUCGAAAGGGAAAUGCGGCGUCGAAUCUGGCACUGUCUCUACAUAUUUGACGUCGGUGCUAUCAUUACGUUUUCGAGACCUCUCGACUUUCCUUCCAAUGGCGUUGAUGCAGAACUGCCAAUGGAUGUACAUGAUACGGCCAUUACACAAGGGACAAGGACAACGCCACAGUUUUCCACAGAGACAACGAUCUACACUCAUAUGCGAGCCCAGGUCUCCUUUCACAUGGUAACAAGUGAAAUAUACUCGAGGAUGAUUUCCACGUCUUUCCCGUCAGCAUCAGAGCUGAUAGAGGCGGAUGACCGAUUGAUUUCACAUUGGCUAUCAUCUCUACCUCCUCAUUUCCAAGAAGACGCCACUCAAAACGUGACAUUCAGACUCUGCCAUUCCAUCUUACGAUGGCGAUACCGAAAUUUCCGAACUCUCAUGUAUCGACCAAUUCUCAUUCGACGCGUUAUGUCCCGACGUGGUCAAAUCUCUACCAGUGGCGAAGAAAGUAACCACCACGAGGACAUUUCCAUCGAGAGGUGUCUGCAGGCAGCACGUGAGUCUGUGCAGCUGAUCUCGACUUACUGGUUAAACGAGAGUAAGAAUACGAUGACUUGCUGGUACGGACUGUACUUCCUAUUCCAGGCUGUACUUAUUCCGAUUUACUGCCUCCGAAAUGAUCCGCAGUGUGCAGCGGCCGACGAGUGGCGUGAACAGAUUGGUCAAGCUAUGCGAACGAUCGAGUCGAUGGCUCAGAUCAUCGAAUCAGCCUCUCUGUUCCUGGAGAAAAUUCGUUCCACACAGAUUGCCAAUCUCUACCCAUUGAUGUGGCCAAAUCUGGAUAUCACACACAUGGAUGGCUUUGAUACGUCUCUGUAG
Penicillium manginii is the source of this 2190-nucleotide messenger RNA. RefSeq lists its product as uncharacterized. The transcript has 5 exons. Bases 1 to 2190 code for a protein of 729 amino acids. Gene Ontology annotation, cellular component: nucleus. Gene Ontology annotation, biological process: DNA-templated transcription; positive regulation of transcription from RNA polymerase II promoter by galactose. The record is from RefSeq and is a predicted model, not a curated record. NCBI's taxonomy places the organism in Eukaryota, Fungi, Ascomycota, Eurotiomycetes, Eurotiales, Aspergillaceae. Gene Ontology annotation, molecular function: DNA-binding transcription factor activity, RNA polymerase II-specific; RNA polymerase II cis-regulatory region sequence-specific DNA binding; zinc ion binding.